Molecule: messenger RNA, 1244 nt
Organism: Dipodomys ordii (Ord's kangaroo rat)
Lineage: Eukaryota; Metazoa; Chordata; Mammalia; Rodentia; Heteromyidae
Gene: Mthfsd
Product: methenyltetrahydrofolate synthetase domain containing
Exons: 8
Coding region: 101-1216 (371 amino acids)
Cellular component (GO): cytoplasm
Molecular function (GO): nucleic acid binding
Source: RefSeq, a predicted model, not a curated record
GGAAGAAGAGGUGCCGAGGCCGGGCACAGCAUGUUGCCGAAGCACACCUGAGUGUGCAGGGGUCUCCAAGCAGGACAUCCGAGAACGGAUCUGGGACUACAUGGAGUCCCAGAAUUUAGCUGACUUUCCCCGUCCUGUCCAUCACAGGAUCCCCAACUUCAAGGGGUCUUAUCUGGCUUGCCAAAGCAUCAAAGACCUGGACGCCUAUGCCAGGGCACAGGAAGUGAAAGUGGACCCCGAUAAGCCACUGGAGGGCGCUCGGCUUCUGGCACUUCAGAGCGGAAAAACAUUGCUGGUCCCUACGCCACGACUGAGGACUGGAUUGUUUAAUAAGAUCACCCCACCUCCUGGGGCCACUACAGCCGUGCUGAGGAAAUGUGCCACCUCUCAGGGUGUGCGGGACUUCAGCGUCCCCAUCGGCUUAGACUCCAGCGUCCGCGUGGACCUCCUUGUGGUGGGCUCUGUGGCCGUCUCUGAGAAAGGCUGGAGGAUUGGGAAGGGCGAAGGCUAUGCCGAUCUUGAGUACGCCAUGAUGGUGUCGAUGGGUGCCGUGUGCGAGGACACGCCCGUGGUCACCGUGGUCCACGACUGCCAGGUCACAGACAUCCCCGAGUCCCUGCUUGAGGACCACGACCUCUCCGUGGAUUACAUCCUCACUCCCACCCGGGUCAUCGCCACGGGCUGUGUGCGCCCGAAGCCAGUGGGAAUCACAUGGUCCAAGAUCACCAGUGAGAUGCUGGGGAAAAUCCCAGUACUUAGAAGCCUCCGGGACCAGGAGAGGCGCGCGGGGAAGGAAGUCUCCAUUCAGGCUGAAGCCCAGCCCCUGCCGGGGCCCUGCAGCAAGCACCCGGCCCCACGGAGCAGUGCUGGAAGACCCCACGAUGUGCCUCAGCCGGGCACAGGUGCUCUGGGAGCGGCCUGCGGCCCCCCGCAGGAGGAGGACAGCCCCCCGGCUGCCACCGUGUGCGUGGGGAACCUGCCUCCCGGUGCCCGCGUGAGGGACCUGAAGCAGGCGCUGCGGGAGCUCCAGGCGGCGCCCCAGCGGCUGGUCUGGCAGGGUGAGCAGCGCAGGGCCCUGCUGCAGUACCGGCACGCAGCCGCCGCCCAGCGGGCCGCCGCCGCCCUGCAGGGCCUGCGCCUGGGCUCCGGCGCCCUAACUGUGUCGCCGGCCAGCCCACACAGGCCCACAGGGCCUGGAGGGCAGCCCGGCAGCUAGAGCAGAGCCAGGCUCACCGCAGCCCGCA